Messenger RNA from Perkinsus marinus ATCC 50983, 1439 nucleotides. RefSeq names its product RNA-binding protein, putative. Gene Ontology annotation, molecular function: rRNA binding. Gene Ontology annotation, cellular component: preribosome, large subunit precursor. The record is from RefSeq and is a predicted model, not a curated record. NCBI's taxonomy places the organism in Eukaryota, Perkinsozoa, Perkinsida, Perkinsidae. The coding region runs from base 29 to 1429 and encodes 466 amino acids. The transcript is spliced from 15 exons. Gene Ontology annotation, biological process: ribosomal large subunit assembly; rRNA processing.
UGUUCUCCUCGUCUUUUUCUUCCUCUCUAUGCCACGUGUAGGCAAUCGUAGACGUAAGGCCAGAGUCCAGCAGAAGAACAUUGAAGAGUCGGAAGAAGCUCGUCGUAACACCCCUAGAUGUAUUAUCAUUCGAAGAGGGCAGGUGGUCCAAGCAGUCCAGGACUUGGUCACCGACUUGAGGCAGGUCAUGAGCCCCAACGUGGCCAGUAAACUCAGGGAGUCUCGAAAGAACAAGAUGCAGGACUUUGUGGCGGUGUCGGGGAUGUUUGGAGUGUCCCAUCUGCUCCAGCUCACCCAGACGGACGUAUCCCCUUACCUUAGGAUCACUCGAAUGGCCCAGGGUCCAACUCUUACGUUCCAAUUGAUGGAAGCCUCCCUGCAGACGGAUGUGCGUCGCUCCCAGAGGAGGCCCAAGGUUGGCUCUAUGCGGGAUUAUGCUCAAGCCCCGAUGGUGGUUCUCAACGGCUUCGGGGCGGCUGCGAAGAAGUCCCCUCAUCUAGAGCUGUGUGGUACCAUGCUGAAGUCACUGUUCCCUAGCAUUGACCCGAAGACUGUUGAUUUACAAAGUUGCCGUCGAGUGGUCCUCUUUAACUACGACGAGGAGUCUAACACUAUCAAGAUGAGACACUACCAAAUCAAACUCAAGAAUGCCUCUAUCUCGAGGAAUGUGAGGAAGAUCGUAUCGAAGUCCAGCAGGAAGACCUCACCGAAUCUGGCCAAACUGGCGGCGGCUGGAGAUGUAUUGGAUAGUUCGUGUCACUUGGAUGGGGUGUCCGACAGCGAGUUCGAGGACGGUGACACCGUCGGGCCUCUCCCGGGUCGAGCCCGAGAGCCUGGAAGCCACUAUAGGAAGAGACGCCAAGACACGAACGAGGUUAGUGUUGGCCUUGCUGAGCUCGGCCCUCGUCUUACUCUUCAACUGGUGAAGGCUGAGGCUGGACUGCCCAAUCAGGCGGAAGUGAUUUACCAUCGUGAUGUUACCAAAUCAGCUGAGGAGCAGGAUAAGCUCAAUAGGGAUGCCAAGAUGAAGGCGGCCCUCCGAGAGAAGCGUCUGAAGGAAGCAGAGCAGCUCCGCCAGAAGCGGCAGGAGGAGGAAAAGAAGAAGCAUGAGCGAGCGGAGCAUAAGACCCAAGAGUUGGUUGAGAAGUAUCGCAAGGAGGCCGGCUCGGAUGAUGAAGAUGACGAGACUGAGGCCUUUGCUAGGGGCCAGAAGCGAAGCAUGGAGCAGGGUGCCUCCAGUGGCGUGGUGGAGUUCGGCGAUGAUGACGGCUCAGCUUAUAAGAGACAUCGAGGUUCUGGUAAGGGGAAGGGAGGCAAGGGCGGCAAGGGCGGCAAAGGGGGUAAAGGAGGGAAAGGAGGAAAAGGAGGAAAAGGGAAAGGAAAGCGGAUGGGGGUUCUCGAGAAGUUCCACAGAUCGCAACAGAAAUAACUCGACUAAG